CCAUUAAAACCGCCACACACCACACGCGCCUUUUCGUUUUCCCGCCCUUUCCUCUUCCCGCCAAUUCAUUGUUUUUCACCGCCUCUCUCUCUUUCUCUCACACACACAAACUCCGAUCGCUGUUCUUCAACCGAAACACCGCCCUAACCAGAGUCAACAACAGGUACGAGCUCUCCGAUCGUAAACCCUAGAGCUUCUAUAAACAUCAUCCAGCACUCAAAAGUUCAUCAAACAAGGUUAUCUAGGGCUACCGUUAGGGCACAGUUCAAUAAAUUUCUAAAGUCCAUCUGUUUAACAGCGGCGAUGAAGAGAAGCACCAGAUCUUUCGUCCACAAGGUUCUACGAUCACGAAAACGCUUGUUUGCUGAUCGAUACGAGGAUGAAGAUAAGCGUCUCAGAAUUAUAUCUCUUUCUUUUUUCGAUACUCAAGUCAACAAGUUUAAUAUUUAUGAUCACAAUUUACAAAUUAAAAGCCUCGAUUUGGAGAAAUCGAAGAAAGUGAGUGUAAAUGGAACCAAUGAGGUUGUUGGAAUCGAAUUGGUUGAUGAUAAUGCGAGUAGAGUUAGGCGAUUCGGAAUUGUUUAUACAAGGAAACGGAAGCGGUGUGUGUCGGUAGAUUCGCGUUUAAAAUUCGACGUUUUUGAUGAAAGUUGUGGUUUAGCUAAGGUGUAUGAGAGGAAAAAGAAGAAGGUUAGAGUUAGUUUGGAGUCUGGUUUUGGUGGAAAAUAUGUGUUGAAGAAAGGGCCUGGUGUGUUUGCUGUUUUAUGUGGUUGUGAAAGUGAUGAGAAUGGUAGUGGUGUUUAUCGGUUUUCGUGUUUUGUGAGCUUGGUGUUGAGGUACUUGAGGCUGGUUGAAGUUUUUUCUUGGAGACAGUUUUCGUCGUUUUUGGAGUUGGAACCGAAUUCAAGUGUUUACUUAUCGAUCGGCAGUCGGUUUGUGCAGGAUUCUACUUGCACUACAAGCCAUGGGCUCUUCAAAGUAUUUGGCUCCAUUCAUUCUAUACCUUCUUUUACUAUGAACUUCAAUUCACUUCCAUUUUGCUUCUUGUAUAUACACUCAAACUUACAUCUGAAACAUUCUUUUCUGUCAUAUUUAUCUAUAAACCGUCCAACCGAUAAAAAUGACACAAAUUACGAUCCCAAAACGUCAUCAAUUGCUACUCUCAAAAGGGACCCUCCUUUAGUUAAACUUGUGGUAGCUAAAAAGGCUAGAUCUGCAAGAAAAAGGAUUCCAAGGGUCUCACUUUUCAACAAUUUAUCGCAAAGAAACGGUUCGGCACAUGUAGAAAGUACAGUGCCAGUGCCUGGUGUGAGGGAAAUAGUUGGAUAUGCAGAGGACGAUUAUGUACCCUUUACGUUACCCGAGUCGUAUAUAAGUUCAAAAGGCGAUGAAGCUUCUAGAACUUUAGAAAAGAGUUGCCCGGUUUAUGAUAUGGAUUCUGAUGAUGAACAAUGGUUAAAGAAGCUCAACCAUGAGAAUGUUUCAGAAGAUGUUUUUGAAAAAGUAAUUGAUGCAUUCGAAAGAGGAAUCUAUUGCAGUCCACAUGAUUAUUCUGAGGCUGCAUCAGCCGUUGAUCGGUGUUUAGAGCUGGCACCAAAGGAAGUUUUGGAGGACGUGUAUAGUUAUUGGAUGACUAAAAGGAAGAAGAAACGGUCUGCUCUUAUUAGAGUUUUUCAGUGUUAUAAGCAGAAAAGAGUCAGACGACGUUUUACAAGUACUGUUCUUCGCAAGAAAAGGUCAUUUAGAAGACGUGCGAGCCAACGUUUUGCAGAAAAGCCGUUUGAUUUUAAGAAAGCAAUGUUGAAUGAUGAAAAGUUGUUGGAAGAGUCAAAGGCCUAUAUCAAAGUGCAUGAAGCACAAGAAGCCGCAAAGAGAUCAGAAGAGGCAUCCAUUAUUAAAAGGCAACAAGCUCAAGCUCUUAUGGAGGCUGCUGAUUUGGCAAUUUACAGAGCAACGAUGGCACUUAGAAUUGCAGAAGCUCUAGCAGCCGGUGGCUCAGUUGAGCCACUAACUGGUGCCACUUUUGGUUUUCUUGCGGAGUGACCUGCGACCCUGUGGUCUUGUGUGGUCUAGAAUUGUAGACCACAUACCAUUUUUUCUUCCAGUAACUGAAUGGGAAGUAUGCAGCCCAGCGGUUGAGUUGAGAAACCGGUUGGUUGAUUUUUGUAGAGUUUAUUGAUUACUUGUAACUGGCUGUAUUUAUUGUAGAAAACUUUACAAGUGAUUAUGUGGGUUCGGAGUCUGCUAAAUAGUGAAUAAAGGGGUCAAUAUGUCAA
This is a messenger RNA of Helianthus annuus (common sunflower), 2276 nucleotides long. RefSeq lists its product as uncharacterized. The transcript is spliced from 4 exons. The record is from RefSeq and is a predicted model, not a curated record. NCBI's taxonomy places the organism in Eukaryota, Viridiplantae, Streptophyta, Magnoliopsida, Asterales, Asteraceae. Gene Ontology annotation, biological process: regulation of transcription by RNA polymerase II. Gene Ontology annotation, cellular component: piccolo histone acetyltransferase complex. Bases 304 to 2043 code for a protein of 579 amino acids.